Messenger RNA from Toxorhynchites rutilus septentrionalis, 2817 nucleotides. It is a transcript of the gene Dgkepsilon, whose product is annotated as diacylglycerol kinase epsilon. Lineage: Eukaryota; Metazoa; Arthropoda; Insecta; Diptera; Culicidae. The transcript has 5 exons. Bases 532 to 2145 code for a protein of 537 amino acids. The record is from RefSeq and is a predicted model, not a curated record. Gene Ontology annotation, molecular function: ATP-dependent diacylglycerol kinase activity.
AAACACAAUGCGCCUGUGCUCAAGCUCGCUCGUGAUCAGUCUGCCUCUUUCACGCUUCAAGCAAAAAUUCCCCUUCUGCUUUCCUCCGUACUGUUUUCAUAUACUGCUCUCCUAACCCACGUAGUGACGGAACGGCCUCACCUUAGGAUAUACUUCUAGGCACCUUGGUCUGCGCAUCAGCUGGAACCUUGUAAAUUGCGCGUUGUUUUGUGUAGGUUGUAAAGCUUGCUGCUGGUGAAUGAAAUUUGUUCAAUUUAAAUAGAAAUAAGUCCCAAUGUUAUAUUGAUGGAUUUCGUAUAAUCGGUCAUAAUUUUUUCAUUCAUGUUACGCUCGGUGAAGAUCGUGGAUCACAAGGGUGACUGAAAUUGUUUGGGUUCGGGGCCUUUAAAUUUAACUCCAAAUGCAUUUAAAUAUCUGUGGAUUAUCUAAGACGCGUAGUCUGCGCUUAAUUUGAUUGAAAAUUACAGUACAAACAUAGAUUACAGUGGAUUGAAACAAGUGUAGUGUAUUUUGUUAGUUGUUUCUGCAAAAAUGUUCGAAAAUAUCUUCAAUUUAUUUUUGAUGGUCUUCCUGAUACUCGGUGGAGUGUGGAUUGCGGCUCGUUUCGUCCUGAAAGAAGAUGUAGUGUACAUACCAGAUGGCAAACGCAGACACGCAUGGAAACCGAUGAAACUGCUCGGUCGGUCCUGUUUCUGCUCGAUAUGUGAAAAUUUAAUGUCAUCGAAUGGUGUAUUCUGCGAAAAUUGUGGUGUGUGCUCCGAUAAUGGCUGUGUCCGUAAGGCUGACGUCGAAUUCCGUUGUAAGGAGUUACGAACCCGAACACGCGCAGACGACGGGAAGGAAAGCCGUCAUCUGUGGAUCAGAGGAAACUUACCGCUUGGGUUGGAGUGCUGCGUUUGUUCCGAAGAUGUAGACCAAACCAGCGAACCGGGACUCUAUGGACAUCGCUGCGCGUGGUGCCAAAGAGCGACCCAUGACAAAUGCUUCAGCGAGAUUUCGAAUACCUUGUGUGAUUUCGGAGAGUUCAGGAGUAUGAUAUUUCCACCAAAAUGUAUUCUGGCUUCACGCACCAAAGGCAGUCUCAAGAUGCACUUGACAGGGAUUAUUCCUCCUGAAUGGAAGGAUGAGUGGAAGCCUUUGAUUGUAGUUGCGAAUUCGAAGUCCGGUAGCAGCGGUGCACUGGAAAUUGUAUCGUUAAUGCGUGGAAUUCUGCACCCACUGCAGGUGUUUGAGUUAGAAUCUCAUGGUCCAUCAGAAGCACUACAGUGGGCCAUCCAUGCAGCACCCGCUACAUGCCGAAUUUUGGUCGCUGGAGGUGACGGAACCGUCGGUUGGGUACUGAACACAAUUUUAGAAAUGCAGGUUGAACCACAACCGGAAGUAGCUAUUCUUCCUCUCGGCACGGGGAAUGAUUUAUCGAGAGUAAUUGGCUGGGGCGCGGAGGGUCCGGAUGUAUUUAAUCCAACUGAAUAUCUGCGUAACAUCCAGAAAGCUAAACCGGUUAAGAUGGACCGUUGGUUGAUGGAGAUUGCGCUACAUCAUCAGAGUCGAUUCCACGUUCCUCGUUUUCAUCACCGACGGAGCAUGUUCAUGUACAAUUAUUUUAGUGUUGGAGUUGAUGCUUUGGUUACACUGAACUUCCACAAAGCACGCGAAAGCUCUCUCUAUCUUUUUAGCAGUCGAUUCUUAAACAAGGCUCUGUAUCUUUGUUUCGGAACCCACCAAGUGGUACAACAAGAUUGUCUUGAUUUGGAGAAAAAAAUCGAGUUAUACCUAGACGACGAAAAGAUUGACUUACCAGAAUUACAGUCCAUAGUAGUUCUCAACAUCGACUCGUGGGGAGCCGGAGUCAAACUUUGGGAGAUGAGCAAAGAUUCCCCUAGUCAUGGUGGAGUUAUGCGUGAGACACACAGCAUCUCGGAUGGUAUCCUAGAGGUGUUCGGAGUGGUUUCAUCGUUUCACAUUGCUCAGCUGCAGGUUGGAAUGAGCAAACCAGUACGGCUCGGGCAAGCCCGCAGCGUUCGGAUGACGGUACGCAGCACUGUGCCAGUGCAAGCCGAUGGAGAGCCUUGGAUGCAAUCACCUUGUGAUAUUACUGUUAAGCAUUGUGGUCAGGUGACAAUGUUGAAAAAUCAAAGCGAUUGAUCACCGAAUGUACAAGCGAUCUGCCAAUUCUGCUGCUCCAAAGAUUAAUAUCGGUACUGCAAUUAUAAUGGACAUCACCUAGAACAACUAAUCUCACCGAAGCAAAAUUUAAGAUUAUUAUCGUAACGACGAGUUCAUCGUUUAGAUAUGUAAAAAAUAAUCCGUUGAUAUUAACUAUUACAACAGCUUGUACUGUUGGCCAUUCUCGAAAGUACUUAGAAUUUGUGUGUCACAAAUAUAUAACAAAAUUAUAUAUGUUUUGAGUGCGAUCGCACUGUGAGCAUCGCAUAGCAUAACGAUUAUUUCUAUUAACAAAGUAAUUCCAUGCUUGCAUUUACAGUAAUCGAUUUGUGAAUUGAUAGUUGGGUAUAUUAUGAUAUUAUGUUAUACAGAUUCCAUGCACUCAGAUUCACCCAAUGCAUUUUCUUUUUGUUUUACUAAGUGAUUCAAUCUAUGCGCUGGGAUAAUUAUUAUUUAGAUUUAUGUUUUCUUUAAAAAAAUAUCCUAGAUGAUUUAUUUUUAGGGGUAUUUUCUCUAUUAUAGGCAUGAAAAUAUGGAUGUUAUUUUCAAAAUAUUUGAUAUUGAAGUGUAUUUACAGUGUCAAAUGUACUUUCCACCUUAAUUGUAUACAAAAUAAAACCGCAUUUGAUGUUAUUUUCUCUGAACAUUUUG